Ananas comosus (pineapple) is the source of this 1677-nucleotide messenger RNA. Its product is annotated as leucine-rich repeat extensin-like protein 5. Lineage: Eukaryota; Viridiplantae; Streptophyta; Magnoliopsida; Poales; Bromeliaceae. The transcript has a single exon. The coding region runs from base 16 to 1404 and encodes 462 amino acids. Gene Ontology annotation, molecular function: protein binding. The record is from RefSeq and is a predicted model, not a curated record.
ACCUCGGCGUUCACCAUGACCCUCCCCCUCCUCCUCCUCCUCCUCCUCCUCUCCUCUUUCGCCAUCUCCGCCGACUCCUCCGCCGCAAGCCGUCGGCUCCUGCACUUUUUUUCUUUCGAUUUCCCCUUCCACGCUUUCCACUUCGGUUUCGAGCCCGAUUACGAACCGGUCGAAUCUCACGAGGCGGUCGUGGCGGCUCCUCCUCCUCACCCUCGCCUGCAGCGCGCCCACUCCGCCCUUCAGGCGUGGAAGCGCGCCAUCGUCUCUGACCCUACCAACUUUACUAGCAAUUGGGUCGGCGACGACGUCUGCUCCUACAACGGCGUCUUCUGCGCCCCCGCCCUCGACGACCCCUCCCUCCACGUCGUCGCCGGCGUCGACCUCAACGGCGCCGGCCUCGCGGGCCGCCUCCCCGACGAGAUCGGCCGCCUCGCGGAUGCGGCCAUCCUCCACCUCAACUCCAACCGCUUCGCCGGCCCCCUCCCCGACACCCUCUCCGACCUCGCCCUCCUCCACGAGCUCGACCUGAGCAACAACAACUUCUCGGGCCCGUUCCCUCAAUCCGUGCUCCGCCUCGCCGGCCUCAAAUACCUCGACCUUCGGUUCAAUGACUUCCACGGCCCGCUGCCGCCGGAGCUCUUCGACAGGGACCUCGACGCGCUGUUCCUGAACGACAACCGGUUUGACUCCUGCAUCCCGGAGAACUUCGGCAACAUAAAGGCGUCUGCGGUGGUCCUCGCGAACAACAAGUUCACGGGCUGCGUUCCGAGGAGCGUCGGGAGGAUGCGGUCGACGCUGAACGAGAUCGUCUUGUCGAACAACGAGCUCACCGGCUGCCUGCCGCCCGAAAUCGGCUCGCUGACGAGGCUCACCCUGUUGGACGUCAGCCAAAAUUUUCUCUCCGGAGGAUUGCCGGAGAGCUUCUCGCGAUUGAAGGACGUAGAGCAGCUGAACCUGGCGCACAACACGCUCGUCGGGGCCGUGCCGGACUGGGCCUGCCGGCUGGAACGGCUCGAGAACUUGUCGGUUUCGGAUAACUACUUCACGAGAGUCGCUUCGAGUUGCAGGGAGAGGUCCGGCGAUGUCGUGUUCGACGACGUAAACAACUGCUUGUCGGGAGUGAUAGGGCAGAAGCUGGCGGCGGAGUGCGCCGCGCCGGUGCUGAGUGGGUUUAGCGUGUGCGGUGGACUGCCGCGGAGCGUGCCGCUGCCGCCGCCGUCGUCGCUCGAUGUUCGCGCAUUCGUCUCGCCACCGCCGUUGCCGCCGCCACCGAGGCCGAAGUGCGUUCCCGCCCCGCGAAGCACGCCACUGCCCCCGCCGUCAUCGUUUGGUGUUCUACCGCCGGUCGGUGGUAUCCGGUACGCAUCGCCGCCGCCGCCGCUGCCCAUAUUCAACGGCUACUGAAUUUGAACUGUUGCUGUCUCAAAAGAUUGCAACUAUAUAUUGCCACGAGCCAUGUUACACUUGAGGAAUUAUUGUCAAAAUGGGCUAUUUAAAAUACAAUUUAAAUAAAGGCCCCUUGCUUUUGUAAUUUUAUUUUUCAGCAAAUAAUUAAUAGUCCAAGGUCAUUGAGAUGGCAUUAUACAUAGGCGAUAACUUUUUGUACUACUCAAAUUGUAAAAUUAAUGGUGACAAAUUUAAUUAAUGCAAUUAUUAUACGUUAUUUUCUCCGGUUAA